Megalops cyprinoides (Indo-Pacific tarpon) is the source of this 1380-nucleotide messenger RNA. RefSeq names its product E3 ubiquitin-protein ligase SIAH2. Gene Ontology annotation, molecular function: ubiquitin conjugating enzyme binding; zinc ion binding; ubiquitin protein ligase activity. The coding region runs from base 323 to 1249 and encodes 308 amino acids. Gene Ontology annotation, cellular component: cytoplasm. The record is from RefSeq and is a predicted model, not a curated record. The transcript is spliced from 2 exons. Gene Ontology annotation, biological process: multicellular organism development; proteasome-mediated ubiquitin-dependent protein catabolic process. NCBI's taxonomy places the organism in Eukaryota, Metazoa, Chordata, Actinopteri, Elopiformes, Megalopidae.
GUGUGAUGUUCGAGAAUAGUGUCUUUGAGAGGAAAGGCGGUGGAAUUCUUUGUAGGUUCGAUUGAUUUUUAACUUCCUUUUCUGACACGGCGUCAUCACAAAACACUGUUCCCUUCCGUUCCAUGGAAUAACAUAUCAGUUUUUGUUGAAAAGAAUCAGCGUGUGGGUAAACUUAUGGGGCAGUGACAGCGCGAUUGUUCACUUCGUGUGUGGACGUCAGUAAGGAGCCAGUCGCUUGGAUCUGGGAGAAAGUGGCAGACUACAUUACGCUCUUGCGAGGCAAUUAAGUUACUCACCAGUAAGUUUCGAUGGUUUACUAGCGAUGAGCCGCCCGUCCUCUACCGGACCAAGCGCGAGUAAAACCUGUAUCAAACAGCAGCACGUCCCGUCCGCGACGGCCCAGAUUUCAGUCUCCGUGCGACCCAGCGCCAGCCUCACCACAGCGGCCGCUGUCAUUCCUGGACCGGGUGCUGUGUCGCCACAGCACCACGAGCUCACCUCCCUGUUUGAGUGCCCGGUGUGUUUCGACUAUGUCCUUCCUCCAAUCCUACAGUGCCAAGCCGGGCACCUGGUUUGCAACCAAUGCAGGCAGAAACUGACAUGCUGCCCAACCUGCAGGGGAACGCUCACCCCUAGCAUCCGGAACCUGGCUAUGGAGAAGGUGGCAUCCGCCGUCCUAUUCCCCUGCAAGUAUGCCUCGACGGGCUGCAUCCUCACACUGCACCACAGCGAGAAGCCAGAGCACGAGGAGCAGUGCGAGUUCCGGCCGUACUCCUGCCCCUGCCCCGGGGCAUCCUGCAAGUGGCAGGGCUCACUGGACGCCGUCAUGCCCCACCUGGUGCACCAGCACAAGUCCAUCACCACGCUGCAGGGCGAGGACAUCGUCUUUCUGGCCACAGACAUCAACCUGCCGGGCGCAGUGGACUGGGUCAUGAUGCAGUCCUGCUUCGGGUUCCACUUCAUGCUGGUGCUGGAGAAGCAGGAGAAGUACGAGGGCCACCAGCAGUUCUUCGCCAUUGUGCUGCUCAUCGGCACGCGCAAGCAGGCCGAGAGCUUCGCCUACCGCCUGGAGCUCAACGGCCACCGACGCCGGCUCACCUGGGAGGCCACGCCCCGCUCCAUCCACGAGGGUGUGGCCACGGCCAUCAUGAACAGCGACUGCCUUGUGUUCGACGCAGCCAUUGCCCACCUGUUUGCUGAAAAUGGCAAUCUGGGCAUCAACGUCACCAUUUCUACCUGCUGCGCCUAAACAGUCUGUUUAUUUAAAUGGGAGCACAGAGGACCUGCAGAGAAAGAUGCUGUCAUAAUUUUUGUUUCAUAGUUCUGAAUCACUUGUUCUACCAAGUUUUGUACUGUGCAUUGUCAAAAAAUUUGACAUCA